Molecule: messenger RNA, 2634 nt
Organism: Atta colombica
Lineage: Eukaryota; Metazoa; Arthropoda; Insecta; Hymenoptera; Formicidae
Exons: 12
Molecular function (GO): ubiquitin protein ligase activity
Source: RefSeq, a predicted model, not a curated record
CAACGAACUGAACAUCGAGCUGAUGUGCCGGAGGCAUUACAUUAUGGAUCGGGAUUUAUAAAGAUGCCGGAAAGGUAGCGUGCUGUACGAUCAGCAGGACGACUGGAAUGUUCUGAUGAAAGCAAGUGUAGUUGACAAGAAGCACAAUUGAUGGUACCGCCGUUGCCAGAUAUACGUCGCUUAAGAUACUGUCUGCGCCAGUCUACAUAAAUUCUUUUCGAUUUCAUUAUCAUUAUUACUGACAUAAGAAUUUAAUUAUAUCCACGUUUUUACAUGGAUCGCAAUUCAAUCAAAUUCGCAGUGCCCCGAUUACGAAGGUAAUAUCGGCGCGUAUACAAAGUAUGAAACAGACGACGGCGGUAUCACGAAAAUUAAAUCUGAUAAAAAUGACGUGGUGAGAAGAUACGCUUAUCACUUGACGGGAGCGUCGAAGGAAUUACAAGAAGUAGGAUGGAGGAGAGCACAAGUUCAGAAAAUGUCUGGCACAAGGGCAAACCUGAAGAGCAAAGCGAGCUGUUUCAAGGAGAGUCCACAGCCGCAUCUGUAGAAGCUAACUCUACGUCGUUGGCUGAUAUAUUUGAUACAGCAUUCACAUCGACAGUUGAUCCCUCUCCACAACCUCGGUUUCCUUCAGGUAAUGAAAUGGAGUAUGAGCAUUUAUUUGCAGAAAGCGAUAUUGAAGAGUCAGAUGUAACAGCUAUAGGUCCUUAUACAAAUUCAACUCAUCCUACUGCUUCCGAAAAUAAUUUUGUUUAUGGAAAUUAUUUACCACAACAAGAUGCAACUGGUGAUUCACAGGAAUAUUGGCAACCUGAUCUCUUGAAUUGCAACAUGUGCCAAAAUAGACAAGAAAGAAAUUCUAAAAAAGAUCCUCCAACUCGACAAUUGAAUAAUUCAUGCGAGGAGAGAGUGUGUGAUAAUUAUAGAAGAAAAAGAAUUUUGCACGAUCGUGAUUUGACAGUCAAGCAUAAAACUAAAAAGAGCGACGAGCAAAAAUUAUUGAGUGGUCAACAGCCAGAUAGUUUGAGUAUAGCAGGACCAUCUAGAUUGUCAGAUCAUUCUAUUUCAAACAAUAUAACGAGAUCAACAGAAAAUGCAGAUGUUUUACAAAAUUUAGGAAGUAAUAAUGCCAAUGAGUCUAAUAGUUUGUAUCAUUCAGUUAUAUCAAAUGUGAUAACUCCUGAAGAAAUACGUUCAUCUCAAAGUGAUGAUGCACCAUCAGCACCAGAUUUGCAGUUAGAUUGGUCCUCCAGUAGUGAUAGUGAUGAUGAGGAUGGCUCAGUUGAAGUACUUGGAACUGUCAACCAUAAUACCAAGAACUCAUUAGAAAACACAAGUGAAGAUAAUCGUACAGUCACCGUAGUUGACUUAACUGUAGAAUCUGAUGAAGAACAUACAUCAUCUACACCAACAAAUCCUGUAGUUAAUCCAUGGUCAACAGAUUUUAGUCAUAGAAAUAAUACCCACUGUAUGCAUGGAUCACCAGAAUAUUGGAAUCAUCUGCAUAACAUAGGCACGUAUCACAAUCACAGAUUGCCUGUUCAUACAAGUUAUUCAUCUAUAGGAGGUAUAUAUUUUAUUAUAAACAAAAAUGCACUUUAAUUUACUAAAUUGAAUUUUAUUAUUAUAUAUAGUGCGGGACCAUGUAACGCUCAUGUGCAUUCAUCAACUCAACAUACUUGUGGAGAGGGAGGAAACAGUAGUCCCCCGAAUACUCGAUGCAAUAAUGGAACGGAUAACGCAGCGUAUACAGAAAAUUAUCUCCCACCUCCUAUUUUACCGCCGCCGCAGCAACCGACUGUUUAUAGUCAUCCUGAAGCUCGAGGGCCAUCUAGUUUCUAUAGGGGACCAUGUCCUGUGCUGCCUAUAAUCGUAAAUCCAUUGAAUAAUCAACCAGUUGACUCAAUGUCUUCGUUAAUGUUACCAUCGUUACAUCAACCAAUACAUCAACAUGUACAUCAUCACAUGUAUCAUUAUGAUCCACAUCAACGGCCGUCGCAACGCAUGCAUCACGUUCACAUUAGUUUCCAUCCCCAUAUGCAAGGAUCUGGAGCACACCAGAUAGGUUUGCCAUUUGCACCAGGUAUGUCAGAAUUUGUAUUGCAAGGAGCACGUCAUAUGUCACGAUUGGACAAUUAUAUGCGCAUUGUUGAUUUGCGACGUAUGGCUCAUAUAAGUUGUGGAGCUACACAAGAAUCAAUUGAAAGCCAUACAUUCCCUCACAAAUAUAAACGGGUAAAAAAAGUAGAAAAUGGCGAAGAUGCUAUUGAGAAAUGUACAAUAUGUUUAUCUGAAUUUGAAGAUUGCGAACGUGUUAGGAGGCUUCCAUGUAUGCAUUUAUUUCAUAUUGACUGCGUUGAUCGAUGGUUAUGCACCAAUAAACGUUGUCCUAUAUGUCGAGUGGAUAUCGAAACAUUUCUCCAUAAAGAAUUUACUACUUCGGAACAAUAGUUUAAGGUUUCCCAUAUCUGCCUCUUUUUGAAAUGUAAUCAGGUAACAUAUGUAUAUGAUAUCAAAUAUUUCAAGAUGGUCGAUCCAGGAAAGAUAUACUGGAUUACUACUACUAUUACGGAAUAAUAUUGUAAAAAUGAUAUGGAUAAUCAAAAUAACAAAGCAUCAGCUGAGUUCCUCAAG